This is a messenger RNA of Microcebus murinus (gray mouse lemur), 5383 nucleotides long. The record is from RefSeq and is a predicted model, not a curated record. Lineage: Eukaryota; Metazoa; Chordata; Mammalia; Primates; Cheirogaleidae.
UAGCAUUUAGUGAUUACCUACCAUAGUAUUCCAUUUUAUGGAUGUUUUAUAAAUUAUUUAAGAAAUCACUUAUUAGGCUGAAAUAUUCAAAACUUUUCAAUUUCUUGAAGAGUUUUUCUGGCUCCUAUCACUUGACCAAUUUUUCACCUCAAGGUCAUGUGAAUUUUAGAGAUUUAGGAAUGUGGCAUUGGCUUUUACCAGGUGGGGUGCAAGUAUUUGAAGUAUUUGGCUGGUUUCCUAAAGAAUUAUUUUUGAUUUUUAGAGUAUGAAAACAGCUCUGCUAUUUUAUGCCAGGAGCUUCAUCCUUCAAUUGAGUGAUUUUGGGAAAUGAAUUAAUGAUAAUUUUGUAGAAAACUAAGCUUACAAAAAACAGGAUUUAUUUUAUUUUUUUUAUUUUUAUUUUUUUUUUUUGCAGUCACAACCAUGAGCCAUAGGAUUUAUUUUAAUCUCAGAGAAGAAAAACACUUAUGCAAGGAAGGCAAAAUAAUCUGCAUAUACUGCAUAGCACAGUUGGUAAUGGUGUUUACAAUAAUAUAAACUCAAUAUUUAUUUUAAAAUUUCUUUUAAAUAGUCAUCUACCCUGAAAUAGAAUAAAACCAUUUUGAAAGGACAAGGGGUCUGCAACUAUACAUAUAUGGGGUGGGAGGAUGGUGGGUUAAAGAUAGCUAAAACUAUGCCUUCCAUAAUAGGAGGUGAAUAGAUAAUGAUUAAAACUGAAAAAUCAGAAGUUGCAAUAUUUGCAUGUUAUUUAAAUGUAAAUUAUUUAAGAAAUCACCUAUUAAGCAGAAAUAUUCAAAAUGUUCCAACUUUAAUACCAAAAGAGGUGAAAAUUUUUGCCUCUGGAUUUGGAAGAUGGGGGCAGAGUAGCAACGAUGGAACUGUUAGGGCUUUUUGUAAUAUUCCUUGCAUAGCUAUGUUUAAUUUAUGUCCAGGUAUAAGUGAUACAAAUUUUUAAUUAAAAAAUUCAGAGACUCCAGAGAACAAAAUAAAGAUCACCUGGGAUAACAUCAAGUAGAGGUAACACAAUAAAAUUUUAUUCCAGUUUACAGAUUAUUUUAUACACAUGCAUAUAUACAUGUACGUAUGCAUAUGUAGCUUUCCUGCCAAAAUAUGAUUACAUUACAAUAAUAUUUUUUAAUCUGUUUUCUUCCCCAAACAAUGUGUAGUGACCAUCUUUCUAUGAUGUCAAAUAAGAAUUUUACCUUCAUUUUUAAUGAGUGUUUAGUUUUCAAUUGUGUGAAUGCCUAAUAAUUUAUUUAACAUUGUUGAAGGAAAUUUAUGUUCUUUCCAGAUUUUUUUGUCCCAUUAUAAACACUUUCUAUCCAUACAUCAUUUCAUUCUUUAUAAAUCAUACAAUUGAGUAUCCGUUUCCCCAAAACCUUAGUAAAUAUGAGGUAUCAUACAUUUUUCAAAUCUGCAAAUCCAUUUCCCUUAAUAUGCAUCUCCUUAGUUCCUAGUGAAUUCUAACUAGUGAGUGGAUGGGUUAUUUCUACUUUCUAGAGAAUCAUCCAUGUUCAGGUUUCACAAAUUCACUGUUCUCAGCUGGAAAGGUGAGAAUGAAGGGAGGAAGGUCUGCUCAGGAUGGGUCUGCACAAACCAUUCUCAGGUCCACACUAGCCUGCCAGGGGUGGGAGAUGGUACUACCUGGAAUCUCCGGCUGAAAUGUCUGGGCAUGAGCCUCGACACAGAAGAGUCUCUGCUUUGUAUCUAUGCAGCUGAUUUCUCUGUGGUUUGGGGGAGGAUAUAUAUUUGUCUAAACUACCUCUUACCUGUCAUAACUUGUCUGUGUGUCGGGGAGGUGGGUUGCAUAUAGGAAUGGAGAAGGAGUGUAGGUUUUAAACCUUGGAAGCUCUGAGGCAAUUCUGUUCUCAUGGCUUUACAUUCUUCCCCCAGCUCUGGCUUCUGUCGACCCUGCUUCUCCAGUGUAUGAACCCUGAGGAAAACUGACCAGUUCUUGAAAUCCUGAAAUCAUGGCUCAUGAUUUGGUGAUGUUCAGAGAUGUGGCUGUAGACUUUUCUCAGGAAGAGUGGGAAUGCCUGAACUCGUAUCAGAGGAAUUUGUACAGAGAUGUGAUAUUAGAGAACUAUAGCAACUUGGUGUCAUUGGCAGGCUGUUCCAUUUCUAAGCCCGAUGUGAUUACUCUGUUGGAAGAAGGGAAAGAGCCCUGGAUGGUUGUAAGGGAUGAGCAAAGAGGAUGGAGCCCAGAUUUGGAAUCCAAGUAUGACACUAAAAAGUUAUUUAAAGAAAAAGAUAUUUAUGAAAUGAAUUUAUCUCAAUGGGAGAUGAUGGAAAGAAUUAAAAGCUGUGGACUUGAAGACUCCCUUUUCAGAAAAGAUUGUGAGUGCAAAAAGUUUGAGGGACAAGAAGGUCCUCAUGAGGUAUAUUUCAGACAAGUGCCAAAAAUCACCUCCGAAAAAAUGCCAAUUUAUAGAAAACUCGCGUCUCUUACUCUGUAUCAGAAAAGUCGUAAUAGAGAGAAACCCUAUGAAUGCGGGGAAUGUGGGAAGGCUUUUAGAGUACGCCAACAACUUACUUUCCAUCAAAGAAUUCAUACUGGUGAGAAACCAUAUGAAUGUAAAGAAUGUGGAAAAGCCUUUAGACAGUGUGCCCACCUUAGUCGACAUCAGAGAAUUCAUACUUCUGACAAACUCUAUGAAUGUAAAAAAUGUGGAAAAAUCUUUACAUGUGGUUCAGACCUUCGAGUACAUCAGAGAGUUCACAUUGGUGAGAAGCCGUAUCAAUGUAAGGAAUGUGGAAAGGCCUUUAGAGUACGGGGACAACUUAAUCUCCAUCACAGGAUUCAUACUGGUGAGAAACCCUACGAAUGUAAGGAAUGUGGGAAGGCCUUCAGACAAUAUGCCCACCUUACUCGGCAUCAGAGACUGAACAUUGCUGAGAAGUGCUAUGAGUGUAAGGAAUGUGGUCAGACUUUUCUGUGUAGUACAGGCCUUCGAAUACAUCACAAACUUCAUACUGGUGAAAAACCCUAUGAGUGUAAGGAGUGUGGCAAGGCCUUUCGAGUGCGGCAACAACUUACUCUCCAUCAGAGAAUUCACACUGGUGAGAAGCCCUAUGACUGUAAGGAAUGUGGGAAGACCUUUAGUCGUGGAUAUCAUCUAACUCUCCAUCAGAGAAUUCAUACGGGUGAGAAACCUUACGAAUGUAAAGAAUGUCAGAAGUUCUUUCGUCGUUACUCAGAACUUAUUUCACAUCAGGGUAUUCAUAUUGGAGAGAAACCUUAUGAAUGUAAGGAAUGUGGGAAGGCCUUUAGAUUGUUCUCACAACUUACUCAACAUCAGAGUAUUCAUUUUGGUGAGAAACCCUACAAAUGUAAAGAAUGUGAGAAGACUUUUAGAUUGCUCUCUCAGCUUACUCAACAUCAGAGUAUUCAUACUGGUGAAAAACCCUAUGACUGUAAGGAAUGUGGAAAGGCAUUUCGACUUCAUUCAUCACUUAUUCAACAUCAGAGAAUUCAUUCUGGCGAGAAACCAUACAAAUGUAAGGAAUGUAAUAAGGCAUUUAGACAACAUUCACAUCUUACUUACCAUCAGCGAAUUCAUAAUGUAACUGAAUGAUUACAAGUACUCGUCCAUCGUGAACUUCGUGGUAAGGAGCAGUAGAAAAUAAAUUCUACAGGAAAUUUUUUGAAUGUAGGAAUUCCUUUUUCUUCAUGCUCACAACUAAUUUAGCAUAAUAAGUUUUAUUUAAUGGAAAAUAUAUUAAUUUAAUGAAUAUAUAGUAGCCUUUCAUCACCAUUCAAUCUGUGUUAAAUUUUAGAAAAUUCUUUCUAGAAAGGAACUUUAUUAAAGGAGUGAAUGUGGAAAACGUUUUGAUCUUAGCUACUAUCAUCUCUAUAUUCUUCCAUCUGUGUAUUAAUGCGUGGAGAUUGCCAGGGCAUGAACCCAUUCUGAAAAUUGAUGAAAGAAAAGUCAUUUAGCCUGCAUUUCCUGUGUGUACUGUAUUUCAGGACAACCAGAAGUUGAGGUAAAGUUCUUUAUUAGAGAAUUCCAGCUAAACAAUGCAGAAAGAAUUAUAGCAAUAGCAAAUUAUAUUAGGAAAACUAUUUUAUAACAUAUAAUGAAAUAAUGGAUCUAGGCAUGAUUUUCAGUAGAGGUUAAAAACAUUAAGUGUGAAAGGUUAACAUGAACUUUACAGUGAUUAGAUCAGUCUGACAACAUCUGAACCCACUGAUCAGUCUUAAUCUUACAAAUAGUAGGACAAUAAAACAUUAUGCACCUCCUAAUGUGAUACAAUAAGAUAUACACAUCUUGCUAAAAAGAUUGAACCUGAAUUUAAUCAUCAAGAUCUAACUCCCAGUUUAGAGAAAGAUCAAGGACAAAUUACAUGAUAUAACAAGAAACCAUUAAAUCUAAAAUGUGGGAAAUUCUACAGGAGGAAUGACCCUAUUUCUAAACCAAUAAGAUGGCAUUUAAAAUAAGGAGGUGGAACCCUUAGAUAUUAAAAGAGACUUAAGAGACAUCAAUUAAAUGCAAUGAAAGAGCGGUUAUUAUUUAGAUCCUGAGUUGAACAAACACAUAAAGGAAAGACAUUUUUACAACAGUUGGGAAAAUGGGAAUAAUGCAGUGUUAGAUAAUGUAAAGAGAUUUGGUUAGGUGUGAUAAUACCAUUGUGUUUAUGUAACAGUCUAUUUGUUAGAGAUAAAUUCUAAAGUUUAUACACAUUAGAUGAUAGAUACAAUGUCUGGAAUCUCCUUUUGCUCAUGCAAAAGAAAAGUGAGGAUGGAUAACUUAAAUUUGGCAAAAUGACGGUAAGACAAGUCUUGGGUGUAAGGCUGGUGUCAGGCCCCCCACCUCUCCCUAGAUCAAAAAAGAAAAGGCUCAUGAGACCAGACCCUCCAAGGACAAAACUGCUAGACCCCGCUGAGAAGAACCACACCCAGAUGUCCACCUGGAUAAGAACGUUUUGGCUCCUGGGUUCCGCAAAUACCGCCAGCCCCUCCUAUUUCUCAAUGACCACCCAAGGUCACAAUGGAAAAUCCCCAGCUCUUCCCGCCAAAAGUCCCUAGCUAGGCCCAAAAGAUAUGAAAGGCCUCAGCGCCUUCAAACGGAGGCGACUUCUGGGGUCCCCCUCUCUUGAGACUCCAGAACCUCGUCCAGGGGUGUAUAAUAAAGCCACAUGCUUUGGCCCCCACUCUUUCUCUCUCUCUGUCUUGUCUUCUCGCCACUGCUAAAAACCCUUACAUUGGCUAUAUGGCUUUUAUUUGUUUUUGCUGUUUUCUCUACUUAUAUGUAUUUGAAAUUUUCCAAAAUGUUCUUUUAGCCACUCUGGUACCGCGCUCACUGGCCACAAAAACUUGCCCACAGCCGGCACUCAGUCCGCAUGAUAGUUUGUGCUGUGCAUUGACGAAGAAUCCAUUUUGCUC